This is a messenger RNA of Triticum turgidum subsp. durum (durum wheat), 1449 nucleotides long. The record is from the annotation of a GenBank genome assembly. Lineage: Eukaryota; Viridiplantae; Streptophyta; Magnoliopsida; Poales; Poaceae.
AUGGCGGAGCAAGCGGGUGCCAGGAGGAGCUGGGCCGCGCUCGGGGCCGUCUCCCUGCUCGUCCUCCUCAUCGUCGCCCUCUCCGGCGGCACCGGCGUCGCGGGGCUCUCCGGCGGCAGCAGGCUCCGGUACUCCGCGUCGACGGCCAAGGUGGUGACCGCGGCGGCGAGCGGCGCCAGGCGGUGGCUGCGGGACUCCACGUCACGGCUUGCGGCCACGACUACAGCGACGGCGGCGAGGGGCGAACGUGCCGACGAUGACGCCGACGGUUCCGCGGCGGUGGCGGUGGCGGUGGCUGGCGCGGUGGAGGACCCGGAAGCGGUGGUCUCGCAAGUGCACAUGUCGAUCAGGAACAGCACCGCCCGGAGGAACCUGGGGUACCUGUCGUGCGGCACCGGGAACCCCAUCGACGACUGCUGGCGCUGCGACUCCGACUGGCACAACAACCGGCAGCGCCUCGCCGACUGCGGCAUCGGCUUCGGCCGCAACGCCAUCGGCGGCCGCGACGGCAAGAUCUACGUGGUCACCGACGCGGGCGACGACGACCCCGUGAACCCCAAGAAGGGCACGCUGCGCUACGCCGUCAUCCAGGACGAGCCGCUGUGGAUCAUCUUCAAGCGCGACAUGGUCAUCACCCUCUCCCAGGAGCUCAUCAUGAACAGCUUCAAGACCAUCGACGGCCGCGGCGCCAACGUGCACAUCGCCAACGGCGCCUGCAUCACCAUCCAGUACGUCACCAACGUCAUCAUCCACGGCCUCCACAUCCACGACUGCCGCCCCACCGGCAACGCCAUGGUGCGCAGCUCGCCCAGCCACUACGGGUGGCGCACCAUGGCCGACGGCGACGCCGUCUCCAUCUUCGGCGCCAGCCACGUCUGGGUCGACCACUGCUCCCUCUCCAACUGCGCCGACGGCCUCGUCGACGCCAUCAUGGGCUCCACCGCCAUCACUGUGUCCAACAACUACUUCACCCACCACAAUGAGGUGAUGCUGCUGGGUCACAGUGACUCCUACCUCAAGGACAAGGCAAUGCAGGUCACCAUAGCUUUCAACCAUUUCGGGGAAGGGCUCAUCCAGAGGAUGCCAAGGUGCAGGCAUGGUUACUUCCAUGUGGUGAACAAUGACUACACCCACUGGGAGAUGUACGCCAUCGGAGGGAGCGCCGAGCCGACCAUCAACAGCCAGGGGAACCGCUACCUCGCCCCAACCAACCCUUUUGCCAAAGAGGUGACAAAGAGAGUCGAGACCGCUCAGACCACCUGGAAGGCCUGGAACUGGAGAUCAGAGGGUGAUAUGCUGCUGAACGGCGCUUUCUUCACCCCAUCGGGGGCAGGCGCCUCAGCCAGCUACUCGCGCGCUUCCAGCCUCGGCGCCAAGUCCUCAUCCAUGGUCGCCACCAUCACCUCUGGGGCGGGCGCCCUGUCGUGCCACAAGGGCUCUUCCUGCUAG